Messenger RNA from Gracilinanus agilis (Agile Gracile Mouse Opossum), 2041 nucleotides. RefSeq names its product oxidative stress induced growth inhibitor 1 (gene OSGIN1). Lineage: Eukaryota; Metazoa; Chordata; Mammalia; Didelphimorphia; Didelphidae. The record is from RefSeq and is a predicted model, not a curated record. Gene Ontology annotation, molecular function: oxidoreductase activity. Bases 1 to 1578 code for a protein of 525 amino acids. The transcript has 6 exons.
AUGGCUGUCAAGCUACAGAAAACAAGAAUCCUGGCCAAGAGACUAGGAAACAAAAAUCUGAGCAAAGUUAGCCCUGGGGGACUCCUUCUGAUAAAGAUGGUGGUGGUGAUGGUUGUGAUGGUGGAAAGUCUUCACAUGCUUAGCCCAGACAACCUCUACAUCACCGAGGUGUUUGAGGUCUACCAGUUACCCUCAACCUGGUUUAGCCAGUCUAUCACAGGCAAUGGCCCUUCAGGAAUCUGUCUGUCCUAUCUGCUCUCUGGCUACACUCCGUAUGUGAAAGCUGAUGCUGUUCAUCCACAACCCCUCCUGCAGAAGAAGUUGACUGAGAAACCAGAUGUCUCUAUCCUGGACCAGGAUUUGGACUAUCUGUCAGAGGGCUUGGAGGGCAGAAGUCAAAGCCCUGUGGCUCUGCUCUUUGAUACUCUCCUGCGCCCAGACACAGAUUUUGGAGGAGAUAAUGAGUCUGUCCUCACCUGGGAACACCAAGCAGAGCGAACGAUCCCUCACCUGGUCCUGGGUCGCAACCUCCCUGGAGGUGCCUGGCAUUCUAUCGAAGGCUCCAUGGUGACCCUAAGUCAGGGCGAGUGGAUGGGACUCCCUGACCUGAAAUUUAAGGACUGGAUGAGGCUGAAGUGCAGAGGCCUUCGGGACAGUCGGGCCACGGCGGGGGACAUCGCCCGCUACUACCAGGACUACGUGGUGAAGAAAGGGCUCACUCACAACUUCUUCUGUGGCUCUGUCGUCACGGCCGUGGACACGGAGAGCCCAGAGUCGGGAGAACAAGACGGCGGCCCCCUGUUCCUGGUGAGCGGCUUCAUGACCACCAAGGACGGAAGCCAGCAGCCAUUCACUCUCCGGGCCCGCAACGUGGUCCUGGCCACGGGCACGUCGGACAGCCCGGCCCGGCUAGGCAUCCUGGGCGAGGAUCUUCCCUUCGUCCACUACGAGCUGUCUGCCUUGGAGGAGGCCAUGAAGGCCGGGGCCGUGACUCCCACCUCCGACCCCGUCCUCAUCAUCGGGGCUGGGCUGUCGGCUGCCGACGCCGUCCUGUUCGCUCGCCACUGCAACCUUCCCGUGAUCCACGCGUUCCGCAGGCCUGUGGAUGACCCCGACCUCAUCUUCAACCAGCUGCCCAAGAAGAUGUACCCCGAGUACCAGAAGGUGCACCGGAUGAUGCAGGAGAAAUCCAUCCUCUCUUCUACCGCCUUCAGAGGCUACCUGAGCCUGCCCAGACACCGGCCUCUCCUCUUCCAGGAGGACCACCAAGCUGUGUUCCAGGACCAAAACGGGGAGCACAAGCGGUUCAGGGUGUCCCUCGUGCUGGUCCUCAUCGGCUCCUACCCCGACCUCUCCUUCCUGGCCCACGGCGGCGCCGACCUGACUGUAGACCCAGACCAACCGCUCAGCCCCAAGAGGAAUCCCAUCGAGGUGGACCCCUUCACCUACCAGAGCACGCGGCAGAAGGGCCUCUACGCCAUGGGGCCUCUGGUGGGAGACAAUUUUGUGAGAUUCGUACAGGGAGGAGCAUUGGCGGUGGCCAGCUCUCUGCUGAAAGAGAAUAGGAAACCCCCCUAGGGCUUCCCCUGCCCACCCCACAUGCCCCCAACCUCACAGUCCCAGCUCAGACAAGGAAGGAGACCAGCUCAGUCCUGCCUGGUAAGGUCCAACCUGGGCCUCCCCUCCAGGGAUGUCUCCCUGCAGUGAGACAAUGUGUAUAUAAAGGGGGGAUGGGAAGGGUGGUGAUUCCGAAGACCAGUUCCUGGUUAACACCCCAAGGCGUCAAGGCCGCCCGAAGGUCAGGACCAUUCCCUGGGACGAGUACAACGUGGGUCUGGCUGGACCAGGGUCUGAGAAGUGUACUUAGUGCUGACCGGCUCAAAGGCUUCUGAACCCAAACUGGAGAUUUGCAGGUAUCUAUCGAGGCCCCUAAGGUGGGCCAACGAGCCACGAUGAAGACUGGACUCAGCCCCAGGAGGUUACCUGCCUCCACCUUCCCCAGGAAAACUAUACCUUGAAUAAACCAAAUGGCUCCAAAGUA